Molecule: messenger RNA, 3314 nt
Organism: Cryptomeria japonica (Japanese cedar)
Lineage: Eukaryota; Viridiplantae; Streptophyta; Pinopsida; Cupressales; Cupressaceae
Exons: 7
Coding region: 112-1680 (522 amino acids)
Biological process (GO): rRNA base methylation
Cellular component (GO): nucleus
Molecular function (GO): 23S rRNA (adenine(1618)-N(6))-methyltransferase activity
Source: RefSeq, a predicted model, not a curated record
AUUGAUUUCUUUAAAUAAAGCUAAGCGCCGGGGAGUCUGUGCCGUGCACCUACACCCAUAAACCAGGGUACUCCAUUAAAUUUUACAAGAGCCAACCAACCAAGUUUAAAGAUGAGAGCGAGUGGGAAGCGCGCGAGAGAGGAAAGCACCAGGCGGAAAGCUGGUGGGAAUAAGUAUGCGGAAGACACCCCCGACUUUCAAACACUAGCUUCUCUCUACUCUUCAUUUCAGCCAUACGUUUUGUACGGGCGAGACGGCAAUGGGCGCCCCAGAAUUGAUUGGAGAGACUUUAAUGCUACGAGGGAGCUCACCCGGGUUCUCCUCCACCAUCGCUUUGCGCUGCAGUGGUGGAUUCCAGACGGCCAGCUCUGCCCCACGGUGCCCAAUCGCUUAAAUUACAUACACUGGAUCUAUCACCUUCUCUCAUCACAUUUUAUACCAAGCCAACGCCCAGCCAGCAGCUGUGCAGAUACAGAUGUUGUGAGAGGAUUCGAUAUAGGGACCGGUGCCAAUUGUAUUUAUCCCUUGCUUGGUGCUUCUCUCCAUGGAUGGCGUUUUGUGGCUACUGAUGUGACCCAGGUGGCUCUUGAAUGGGCUCGAAAGAACGUCGAGAGCAAUCCUCAUCUGGUUGACUUGAUUGAGGUCAGGAAGGCAGGGGAACUUGAGUUUGGGAAGAAUUCGUGCGCCCAAAAUAAUGAGGAAGCUUCUUCGGAGUGUCUCUCCACUGGUGGACACAAAACAGAGAGUAUUUCAGAACAAUAUGUUCUGGACUGCAAUUCAGAGGUAUCUAUACUCUUGAAGGACGGAGAAUCCAACACAGAGAUAAAACCUGUAGAACUAUUAUAUUUGGAAGUUCCAAGUUUUGAAGGCUCUGGUAGCAUCUCCAAGAAAUAUAAGGGGCCAUCGGUGCUUUUAGGGGUUAUAAGAGAAGGCGAGGACUUUGAUUUUUGUAUGUGCAAUCCUCCUUUUUUUGAGAGCAUGGAACAGACAGGUGCAAAUCCUAGAACUGCUUGCGGCGGAACUAUGGAGGAGAUGGUUUGCCCUGGUGGAGAGCAAGCAUUUAUCACUCGCAUUAUUGAAGAUAGCAUUCAACUGAAGGAGCGUGUUAGGUGGUAUACAACAAUGGUGGGGAGGAAAGUAAACCUGAAAUAUCUCACCUCAAGUCUUCGUAAGGCUGGUGUUACCAUGGUACAGACUACCGAAUUUGUUCAGGGUCGAACAUCCAGGUGGGGCCUUGCUUGGACCUUCAUUUCUCCUUCUAAGGGGUCAAUCUGUGUGCUUCCAGCAACUGAAAAGACAAAUCAAUCUUUCAUGUUAGAGGGUCUUCAACGUUCUUGUACUGCUUUACAAGUAUUGCAGUCCGUGGAGCAAUUCUUCCAGGCUUUUAGUGCUUCAUGCAAAGUUGAUUUGUCUUCAUUUUCAGUAACGGUGUCAUUUCCAGAUGCAAACUGUAAAGAAGCUAUAAAUGAUAUUUCACUAAAAUAUGGUAUAAAGUCAAUGGAUGAAAUAGCACCAAAAAUAAUUCAAGGAAAGAACAUCAUAGAUUCCUGGCCACAAGGAUUAACAUUUCGAGUUUCUGUAUUUGAGCAAUCUCCAGGUACACUGCUGGUGAAGGGAUUAUUAAUGAAAAAAGAGAUUUCAUCUUCAGAGUAUUGCGGAUUGUAUUUGGGAGAUGCGUGAAUUUCAGAAGAAAGGAUAUAAUUAUUCAUAUGCACAGUGGUGAUCAUCGGUGUGUGAAGGUUUUUGUUUCAUAUCUUCUUCAGCAACUCUAUUUGCUAGCAGUUUUGUAGAAGCCUUCAGUUUUCUGAGAUAUUAUCGGCUUCUUGUCUUGUUUGUUAAGUGCUAUCAAUCAUGAUUAGAUGAUUGCUUGUUAAGUUUGAGAGCUCUGUAUUCAAAUUUGUGCCUUCAAUAAAAUUUGAUUUUUUGGUGUGGCUGGGUUUUUCACCCUCAGGUGGAGGGUUUUCCCAGGAUAAUUUUUUUGUGUAUCUUGUUCUUAUAAGAUUUCUAGUUUCAGAUUUUGAGACUUAUCUUUCUGGUUCAAUUUUAACAUGAAGAAGGUAUCAAGCUGAUGAAGUUUAUUUGAUAAUGCUGGGUUAUUGUGUUGAAUAUACAGAGAUGGUUUCAGACUCUGCUUUGUUGAUGAUUUUGUGGUUAUUCAGCUCACGUAGAAAGAUUAUUAUUUGAAGAUAGUGACAAGUAUCUGAGCAUAGUAUGGUUUAUUUAAAAAAAACUCCAGUGACCUGGUGUUCUUUGGUUUGAACAUGCAGAAAACCUUGUUUUCAGGGCUAAAUCACAAUGUACCGAGUUAAAAGAGUUUUACUCAUUUCAGAUUAAAACAUAGAGCUAAUAUUUUUGAUUAAACUUCUAGAUUAGAUUUUCUGAGUUGGUGCUCAGUAAGAUUGGUAUCCAUGUUUCAAGUUGGUGCUCAUGAUAUGAGUUGUUGCUCAGUUUGUAAUGGGUUGGUGCCCACAGUUCAUUUAUAAAAGUGUUUCAUUGUACCGUGGUUUUUUUUAACCCUGAUGGGUUUUCCACAAGAUAAACUCAGUGUCAAUCCCCCCCUCUCAGUAUCUUUGUUUGUUUUUUCACUUAGAUCCCAAAUUUUUGUUUUCCAAGUCCUUUGAAGUGGAUGAAUAUGGUGGGUCUUAAGCUUAACACAUGCCUAGAGAGGUAGAGAGGAUGACUCUUGAAGAAAGUUUUGAAGACCAAAUUCUAGAUGAAAGGUUUACGGACGCUCUUUUCAACAUCUCUCCAGGAGUGGAUCCCCAUCAUCAUACUUGAAUUUUGCCAUGCUAUGCAGCUAUGCUGGGUAUAUUUGCAUUUUCUCAGUCGAAAAUGAGAACUAAAUGGUUGCCAUCUCAUGCUUUCUCUUUUACGCAUAAUGCUAGCUAGCUACUGUGAGUAAUAGCGAUUCUUGCUCUCUUCUUUAAACUCGUUCAAGUUGGCUUCUCUGUUGAAAAUGUGAUUUAUUUAGACUUCUUGCAAAUUGAUUCAAUGCAAUGUAUGGUUAACAGUUUUCCACCUAAUUCAGAGGCAUGUUUGAGAUGAGUUCUUAGGUCUGGAUUAUUCUCCAUCUGUACUAAGGUCUCCUUAAUAACACUGAAAACUUUCCUGAUUCUUUUCAAACCUUUGUCUCAAUGACUAAAAUAGACUACAGUUUAACAAGUAGGCAUGAAUUAGCAGAUGAUUUACUGCUUUGUUUGUUACGAUUAUCAUAAUUGACAUCCUCUAAAGUUAACGUUAUUAUAAAGUCUGAAAAUGUAGACACUAAUAAGAUGAUCUGGUUAUAGAGUUAUUUUCAUUUCAUCUUCACUCAU